Striga asiatica is the source of this 1227-nucleotide messenger RNA. NCBI's taxonomy places the organism in Eukaryota, Viridiplantae, Streptophyta, Magnoliopsida, Lamiales, Orobanchaceae. The record is from the annotation of a GenBank genome assembly.
GCGAGAAAUGCUUUUGUUCUUUUGUUCAAUGCCAUUGAUCCGUUUAAGACGAAGAAGCUGUUCACUCUCGUUGAAGUUGUCGGCAUUACCCUAGCUAUUGAAUCAGUUUGUGCCAUUGACUCUGUCGUUGUAAUAAGCACUGUUUUCGGGUUGGAAGGCAUAACCCGUCUUUGCUUGCCUACCUUGUUAGGAGUUUUAGUUCAUCCCCGCUUAGGGGAGCGAAGGCACUUACGCAUCCGGAUUCCAUUCUUUUUAAGCUCACACCGCACCGGGUUGCUUGCUUUUGGUCAGCUGUUCCCAAGGAGUCUUUCAGAAGAUGUGGCACAAUUCAUAUCCCUUGCCCGGGCUACAGCCAAACGGGAAAUAGAAAGGCUCAUUCACGAGAACGAAGGCAGAAUCGAAAGGCUCAGAGUCCUUUAUAAAGAGAAAAUAGACUUCUUGGACGAACAGAUAGAUAGACUAACGGACAGUUACGUCAGUGAUCGACUAAUCGCUAAGAAAAGGAAUAGAAUUCGCAUAGGCAACACAGGGUUCGGUACACGGAACACCUACCCAAUCGAUAAAGAAAAAGCAGAUCAAAGACUUAUCCUCAAUAGUCAUAAAGGAUCGCGAUCUAAGGUUACCGACCGAAGUCCUGGGCCCGCCGCUUUCUUGAUUCACUCCAUGACUAAGAACGCUCUUUUUUCUACUUUUUUUCUUUCUUCUCUUAUUCUAUUUCGAUUCGAAGUCCAAACAGUGCUCGACCGUUUCUGCAACGGUCUCUCUCUUGCAAAUCCGUUCAUUCCCACUCGCAGGAAUUUAUGGAAAGAAAAGAAAGACAUAACUGGCUUAACGAGAGCUGAGCCCACGACCAGAAGGAAAAUUCCUUCUCUUUUCCUUCCGAUCCCAAUUCCCAUUCACAACCUCAUGACCCCUUUUUGGGGCCCCUUCAGGCCCUUCCUGUGUCACUCAAUUGGUCAUGUGAAAGGAGUCAAGCUUUCCGCAGCUAGAAAGGCAAUCAGUUCUGGCACAAGACAAAUCCCUUUUUCGCUUAGAGGUGUUCUAUUUUCACAGGGAAUCAGAAGUGAGAGUCCCUCCCUAUUAGAGGACUCCCAGGUCACAUUGCGUGCGGGAUGUGUCGACCGGCACUGGAACACGAUAAGGCGAUGGUACAAAGCGCAGCCAACGAAUCGAAAUGACACCUUCGCAACAUAUUUAGAUCUGGGAUUAAGCUCUGCAUGCGGCGGG